Podospora anserina S mat+ is the source of this 630-nucleotide messenger RNA. RefSeq lists its product as uncharacterized. The transcript has a single exon. Lineage: Eukaryota; Fungi; Ascomycota; Sordariomycetes; Sordariales; Podosporaceae. The record is from RefSeq and is a predicted model, not a curated record. Bases 1 to 630 code for a protein of 209 amino acids.
AUGGGGUGGUUUCUCCUGCAGGGGUUGGUUGAACAGCCGUUGGUGGGAUCCAUUCGUGUUCAAAGUUUUGAUCUUCAACUUCAACGUCUUCAACCUCCACCACCACCACCACCGACCAGCUCAAUUCGCGAUCCCACCAACCGCCCUCUCGAUCCGCAAGUCAAAAUGUACCGCCCAACCCUCCGCCUCACCCUCCUCUCCCCCCUCCUCUCCCAAACGACAGCGACCCCUCUUCUCCAAGCCACCACAGCCCUCCCCUCUCGGGCAUCUAGCACAGUCACCGAACCAUCCUUCUGGCGCUCCAUGAUCCCCAAGCCCCUCCGAAAGGACAACCACCACCGCUCCCUCCCCGCCCAAAAACAACCCCCCAAAAAAGACUGGAACCCCGCCACAUUCUUCAUCUGCAUCUUCCUCUUCAUCGGCUCCAUGUCCAUCCAGCAAAUCGCCCUCCGCAAAGACUACGAAGCCUUCACCCGCCAGUCCGACGCCCGCAUCUCCCUCCUCCGCGAAGUAGUUGAAAAACUCCAAUCCGGCCAAGACGUCGACGUGGAAAAGGUCUUGGGCACAGGUGAUUCAGAACGCGAAAAAGAGUGGGAUGAAGGUUUGUUUUUUAUACCAGAGAACAGGUGA